AUGUCAGGUAUUUCCGAUAUUCCAGACAGAGAAUUCUGGGAAAUACUGAAAUGGCUUAAUGUCGUUGAUCCUGCCUCUAACUAUUCAUCUGCGCUUGCGGUUCGUGAACCUGGUACGGGGAGCUGGCUGCUCGAGGGAGAUGAGUACAAGGACUGGAAGGGUGACCGAGGGGGGGUUCUCUGGCUUUAUGGAAUACGUAAGUGAGCAGAUCAGUGAAAUCUUUUGUUUGAAGAAUAUCACUAAAAUUUGCAACGCGUAGCGGGAUGCGGCAAGAGUGUCCUAAGGUCCGACCUUCACUGGAAAUCUGAAGGAGCGAUAUUAUUUCCAGAAUGCUAACUCUCUCUUUAGUGCUACCGCCGUUGAAGAUGUCAAAAAUCUGUGCGAUACGAACGAUGAUUACGGGUUAGCUUAUUUCUACUUCACCUUCAGCGACUCCGAAAAGCAGAAAUUGGACAACAUGCUUCUAUCCCUUAUUGGCCAACUUCCAAAACGGCCUUCUGAUCGAGGUCUGCCAGCUGCCGUUGUAGAUCUCUAUAAUAGCACCAAGGCAAUAGGAAAGUCGGCGGAUACCCGCGCUCUGAAGAAUCUAUUGUCACAGAUUAUGUACGGUUUUAAGAAGACCUUUAUAAUUCUCGAUGCCUUGGACGAAUUUCCCAAAGGCACACGGGAUAAUCUCCUAUCUUGGAUCAGUGAGCUUACGGUUGACCAUAAGGCUGGAUCACUUUCUAUGCUCGUCACCAGCCGUCCCGAGGCCGAUAUAGCAGCAUCGCUGGAACCGCUCACGGCAUUUUCAAUCUCGCUACAAUCGAAAACUAUCGACCCGGAUAUCCGAACUUAUGUCCAGAAAUCUCUAGCUGGCAAGGGUGGCUUCAAGAGGUUUACCGAAGAAAUUAAGGAUGAGAUAGAGGACACACUAGUUACUCGUUCGCAAGGAAUGUAUGUUUUACUCGACUAUUGAGAUUUUAAUUUACGCUGAUACGAGGGUGGGAAUGUGAAGGUUCCGAUGGGUGGAUUGUCUUUUGCGAAUUCUAGAAACAUGUUUGGCACCGGAUGAUGCAAGAGCCGCGUUGAAGAAGUUGCCAAAAGAUUUGGAUUCCGUCUAUGCGAGGAUCCUGGAAGACAUCGAUGAGAUGCAGAGGAUAUACAUUCAGCGAGCGAUGAAUUGGUUGGCAUUCUCGGCAGAACCCUUGACCUUAGGCCAGCUUGCGGAGGCCGCCGUGAUCGAAUACGAUGUCGAAAAAUAUGGCGAGAAUCCUGAGACUCGGACUCUUUUUGAUACGGGUUGCCUUAUCAGCAUUUGUCCUAGCCUGAUUUCCUUCGAGGAUGCCAGGGACAAUGAAUCAGCCCCACGGGAACAGCGCCGAUUACGACUGGCACAUUUCUCGGUAAAGGAAUAUUUGAUAUCGGACCGGGCAUCUCAGGGCCCCAGCGCCUACUAUCGUAUUUCCGAGGAUGAAGCCAAUUUACGGAUGGGGCAUGCGUGCCUCAGUCGAAUACUACGACGUAGUGCACAAGGCACUACAGACAGGGAGGGGGUUGGCCCAACGUCAUUUCUCUACUACAGCGCUCGCUAUUGGUUUGUGUAUGCCAAAUCUAUUGAGGAUACGGCACCCACACCACUCUGCGACGCGGCGGUGAAGGUUCUCGAGCUUGGAACGGGGUGGUUAGAUGUAUAUGACCCUGAUGAUCCUGACCGAUAUGAACCCCCGGGUUCCGACGUUUACCCACCAGCUAUCUACUAUUCCUCCUUGUUAAAUUUAGUGAUAGUCUGUAAAUUACUAGUCGGUAGAAAGGAGGAUACGGUGAAUGUGAAUGCUCCGGGUGGCAGUUAUGGCAAUGCACUACAAGCCGCUGCAUGCAGGAAAAACGUAUCGAUUGUGCGGCUUCUCCUCGAGCGUGGGGCGGAG
Tuber aestivum (summer truffle) is the source of this 1907-nucleotide messenger RNA. Lineage: Eukaryota; Fungi; Ascomycota; Pezizomycetes; Pezizales; Tuberaceae. The record is from the annotation of a GenBank genome assembly.